UGCGCGCGGCUGCCAUGCGCUGCUGUACUAAUAAGUUUGUACCCUGAGGAAUACUGCGGAUUUUUAUUGUGUUUUAUGUCUUUUCCCUCAGAGGUGCAACAGGUCCAGCAGAGGGGACACUUGUAAAAGUUUCAAAAUAAUGUUUUCAGGCUGCUGACGGAAUAAACCAACCCGAGAAGGAGACGUCAAGUGGAUUUUACGCAUCAAGCUUCGUGCGCAGACACUGGAAACAGUCACACGUUUGACAUACACUGAAGAGCCGUGCUUUGGUCUGCGUUUAUUCUUUUUUUCUUUUUUUUUUUAACUUUGUCUUUUUCUACCACAUGAUGCGAGUUUUUCUGGCUCCUGUGACUUAUCGGGAGGAGACGGUGUAAAAAUGUUACAGGGUCGUUAAAUUUAUUGGAACGUGACUGCCGGAGAUGAACUUUCUCCGUAAUGAUUGCAGGAGCUCUGGUGAAUGAUUGACAGCUGCUCGCAGAGCGCAGGAUCAACAGGAUUUACAGUCAAGACUUUAACUUAUGUUUUAAUCAUUAAGAGGCUGGAAGGUGCCUUAUUUCUUUUUUAUUUUAUUUUUUUUUGUCUUGGAGCAGAAUUUAAUUCUGGUCUUGAUUUAUCCAUCAAAAGAAGGAAGUUUUCCGUCAGGUUUUAGAGAUGACGGCACAGUAAAAGACUCUUGUAUUAGAUUUCUUUUUAAAAUUACUCUAAAUGAAUAAUUGUACAUUUUAGUAUUUAUUCAUGGCGUCUACAGAGAGACACAUGCUGUGCAGCCCGGUGUUUCCACGGCCCCUCAUGGUGUUACUGCUGCUGCUCCAGUGCCAUGGUUUCACAUUAGGUGCUUCCAAGGAUCUGGUGUGUGAGCCUAUAACUGUGCCCAUGUGUAGGGGCAUUGGUUACAACCUGACCUACAUGCCCAAUCAGUUUAACCAUGACACCCAGGAGGAGGUGGGGCUGGAGGUCCACCAGUUCUGGCCUCUGGUCCGGAUCCGCUGCUCUCCAGACCUGCUCUUCUUCUUGUGCAGCAUGUACACGCCAAUCUGCCUGCCGGACUACCGCAAGCCGCUCCCACCCUGCCGCUCUGUGUGUGAACGGGCCAAACGGGGCUGCUCGCCUCUCAUGAGUCAGUAUGGCUUUGAGUGGCCUGAGAGGAUGAGCUGCGAGCAGCUUCCCCAGCUGGGGGACGAGACCUUGUGCAUGGACCAGAAUAGCAGCGAGACCACUACCCUGGCCCCCCCCUUCCCCAAGCCCACCCCUAAAGGCAGGACCAGACCACCGAGCCCCCCACAGUGUGACAGGGAGUGCCGCUGCAGAGAACCCCUGAUCCCCAUCAAGAGGGAGUCGCACAGUCUUUAUGGCCGGGUCCAGACCGGCCCCCAGCUCAACUGCGCCCAGCCCUGUCACCUGCCCUACUUCUCAGCAGAUGAACACGCCUUUACUAGCUUCUGGGUGGGACUCUGGUCGGUGCUGUGCUUCAUCUCCACCUUGACCACCGUCGCCACCUUUCUCAUUGACAUGGAGCGCUUCAAGUACCCAGAGAGGCCCAUCAUCUUCCUGGCUGCCUGCUACCUCUUUGUCUCCUUGGGUUACAUCAUCCGCCUGGUGGCAGGUCACGAGCGAGUGGCCUGUGGCGCCAGCAGCAUUGGUGGCGACCACCUGCACGUCCUCUAUGACACAAACGGCCCCGCUCUCUGCACCCUCGUUUUCUUGUUGGUGUACUUCUUUGGCAUGGCCAGCUCCAUCUGGUGGGUGGUGCUGUCCUUCACCUGGUUUCUGGCUGCAGGGAUGAAGUGGGGCAGCGAGGCCAUCGCUGGAUAUUCGCAGUAUUUCCACCUCGCCGCUUGGCUCAUCCCCAGCAUCAAGACCAUUGUGGUCCUGGCUCUCAGCUCUGUGGAUGGGGACCCUGUGGCUGGAAUCUGCUACGUGGGAAACCAGAGUCUGGAGAAUCUGAGGGGAUUUGUACUCGCACCUCUUGUGGUCUACCUCUUCACUGGCUCGCUUUUCUUACUUGCUGGCUUUAUUUCUCUAUUCCGCAUCAGGAGCAUCAUCAAGCAAGGUGGCACCAAGACGGACAAACUGGAGCGGCUGAUGAUUCGCAUCGGGCUCUUUACAGUGCUGUACACUGUCCCUGCCACUAUUGUGGUGGCCUGCCUCGUAUAUGAGCAGCACUACCGGCCCGGCUGGGAGCAAGCCUUGGCCUGCUUCUGUCCAUCCGAGCGCCAGCGAUUGGGACUGGGCCCAGACUAUGCUGUCUUCAUGCUCAAAUAUUUCAUGUGCUUAGUGGUGGGCAUCACCUCAGGAGUCUGGAUUUGGUCAGGAAAAACUUUGGAGUCCUGGAGAAGGUUUGUGGCUCGAUGCUGCCCCUGUUGGCCACAGAAAGCCACCGCUCCACCGUCCAUGUACAGUGAGGCCAGUACGGCGUUAACUGGACACACUGGAACUGGGCUGACAUCAGGGAUCUACCAUAAAGCUGCUCCGCCUCAUAUAUGAGCUUUUAAGAGGACCCGUGUACAGUCACAUCUCUCCAGUAUCCAAAAACAGAUUGGGAUUGUGGAACUAUCUGCUCUGAAUAUCAGCUCUCAAAACCUGUGACAACAAUAUCAAAACAGAGAACCGAAAUAUUCAGAGCGUAAAAAGGGAAAAUCAACCAAUGUGGGUGAUUUGAACUGAAACAAAUGGAAAGUCCUACACAGAGUCUGACAUAUGUGCAAACUAACUUACGACUAAAACUGCUUUUCUUAGACGAGAGUUCAAACCUUCAACCAAACUUGACCUUCACUGACAAAGCAGUCUUUACAGAGUUAAAUGGAUCCAUAAUGGAGUCCCACAUGCUUCUUGCUAUCUCCUCACCCUGAGCACUGACACAGGAAAAAACAAAAAAACAAAACAUAUUUAUUUAUGUAAAUAUUGUACAAAUAUUUGGUGUUAAAAAAGAUAAUGUGUCAUAUAUUUAGUUUUUAACCAACCAAUGCCACUGCCACAAGUGUAAGACACCAGAAAAACAAAUCUGAUUUGAACUGUACAAACCUGUGUAUAAAUGUGCUGUAGUGUGCCAGUGUGUGAGUGCAUUGUUUUGUAUGUUUACAAACUGAAAGUGUACAGAGAAAUGGUCUUGAUGUUGGUUCCUGCAAAUCCAGGGACAAAACUGAGUCUUUUUUCUAACUUUAAUUCUCUUGUUAAAUCACUAAAGUCUCUGUAUAAAAAAAAUCUAGUUUUCUUAAUGUAUUGUGAACUAAUGCACAACGUUUAUGUUAAAGCUACAGGACAAGACUUUAGCCCCAUCUGCUGGUUCAAAGUGGACCUGCUCACAUUAUGUUCUCCACAGCAGGGACUCCCCGACAGCAGAUCAACAUUAGACCACAGACCCGCCUGAAUUUUAUACUUAAAAAUAUAUGAAUGAAUGAGUGAUUAAUAGUAUAACUUGUUAAGGUUAGACUCACUUUUUAAAAGUCGGGUAAUCAGAUGGAUAAUGGACAGAUAACUACCCAACAACAGUCUUGAUAACCAACUUUUUUAAAGCAAAAUGCCAGAGAUGCCAAGUUCCAGCUUCACAAAUGUUAAGAAUCUGGAAUUUAUCUCAGCUUGUAACACUAUAUGUUAAAAACAUUUGAACAUUUAGGCUAUAAUCACAAUUAAGUUUUCUAACCCCAUUUUAAUCUUGUUCUUUUUGGGAUUUAAACAGCUGGUUGAACAAAAUAAGCACUUUGCAAAAUCAAAAUUUUAAACAAUGUCAUCAUUUAAAAGCUCUUUUGCUUAAUAGUUAACUGAGGAACUGAGUGUGUGUGUGUAUGUAUGUAUACUGAGUUGUUGUUCGCAUGGCUCUGUGGUCUAAUGUAAAUCAUCUAUUUGAGACCUUGACAAAAGCAGAAAACCUCUGGUCUCUGUUUGGAGUUCAAGUGUACAGUUUAUCCAGAAAUGUGUGUGGGGUGGGGGUGGGGGGUGCUAAAAAUGAAAGAAGGUGCAGGAGUACGGCAUGAAAGCUGUCUCGGUACAGACAGCUGCAGCGCUAAUACAGAACUGACUGAGAAUAUGAAGCUUGCCUCCCGCCUGUGACGUUCUGUAAUACGUUCAUUGAUUGUUGAUGGCCCUUUGUGCUCUUUAGAAAACUCUGUCCACAUCUGUAGAUACCUCUAAUUUAUUAGUCUGACGUGUGUGUGAAGGAAAUGAUUGCAUGAGUGAUGAUGAAUACCAAAAAAUGCUGGUAAAACUGACAUGUAGGUUUGUUUGUGUACAUGUUUUUUUUUUUUCUGUUUUUACAUUGACAGACCUCCUCAAAGGACAUUAAUAAAAUAUUGUAGAUUUUGAUUCA
Molecule: messenger RNA, 4303 nt
Organism: Archocentrus centrarchus (flier cichlid)
Lineage: Eukaryota; Metazoa; Chordata; Actinopteri; Cichliformes; Cichlidae
Gene: fzd5
Product: frizzled class receptor 5
Exons: 1
Coding region: 736-2484 (582 amino acids)
Biological process (GO): canonical Wnt signaling pathway; non-canonical Wnt signaling pathway
Cellular component (GO): plasma membrane
Molecular function (GO): Wnt receptor activity; Wnt-protein binding
Source: RefSeq, a predicted model, not a curated record